Messenger RNA from Gastrolobium bilobum, 2463 nucleotides. RefSeq names its product formin-like protein 4. The record is from RefSeq and is a predicted model, not a curated record. Gene Ontology annotation, molecular function: actin filament binding. The transcript has 3 exons. The coding region runs from base 1 to 2463 and encodes 820 amino acids. Lineage: Eukaryota; Viridiplantae; Streptophyta; Magnoliopsida; Fabales; Fabaceae. Gene Ontology annotation, biological process: actin nucleation; actin cytoskeleton organization.
AUGGAAGGUCAACAAGAAUUAACCGCUUCCACACUUUUGAAACUGUCAGCAAACAAAACCAAUUUGCAUAAGACAAAGAAGGACAAAACUUGCAGAAACCUCAUUUCCUCUACUUUCAUGGCUUUGAACAUGAUGCUUCAAUCAUGGCUUCUUUUGAGCCUUGUUUUUGUUUUACACAUUUUUUCAAUACCAACCUGUCAUUGCCAGACUAGUUCUCCUCAGAACAUUGAAACUUUUUAUCCAAUUGAAACUUCAUCCCCACCCCCAUCACCACCAACACAAAAUCAUGCCCCAGGACCAGUGGCAGCAUCAAGUAGUUCUUCAUCAAAGGGUAAGAUAGCAAAGGCUGUAGCUGCAACUGCAGCAAGCACUAUAGUUGUUUGUGGUUUAAUUUUCAUUUUAGUUCAAAGGUGCUUAAGAGCAAGAAGGAAAAAGGAGAUAACUAACACUGCUUCUGCUGGAGAUAGGCGUGUUGUGCCUCAGGGAAAUCCGUUUGAGCGUAUUGAUGGAAAUGUUAGGGGAAUGAUUGUUGAUGAGGAUGGUUUGGAUGUGAUUUAUUGGAGAAAACUUGAAGGGAAAAACUCCAACAAGGAUCUUUAUAAGGAGGUCUUGCAUAGUCCCAAAAACAAAGAAGAAGAAGAAGAAGAAGAUAGCCAUGAAGGAAAUCAAGUGAAAAAAUCCAAGUCUAUACAAGAAACUCCUCUUCUUAGAGGGAAAUCUUCAACUUCCCACAUAACUCCGGAAGAGGAUGAGCCAUAUAGAAUUACAAGAACUGCCCCUCCUCCUUCUGCAUCAGUUGGGGUUGCUAUCAAGGGUGUUCAUAAACCAGAUUCUCCAACUCAACCAUCCACUCCACCCCCUCCAUCAUCACCAUCAACACCAUCCUCCAUUUCUUUUUCAGCAAUUCCAAAAGUGAAUAACCCUACACCAUCACCUCUUCCUCCCCCAUUGCCAGAUAGAAAGAUUCCAGCAGCACCACCUGCCCCUCCUCCACUCUCAGCUAGAAAGAGUCCAGUGCCACCACCUCCUCCUCCACUGAAGGCAGGUAAUUUGAAGUCAUCAUCAAAAUCAUCACCUGCCCCCAUUGAAAUGCCAGCUAUCUCCCACAGCAAGCAAAGAAACUCUUCAGGGAAAGGCAUGACCGAAACCAACAAUGAUCAAGUGAAGCUCAAGCCUUUGCAUUGGGAUAAGGUGAAUACUAAUGCUGAUCACUCCAUGGUUUGGGACAAAGUUGAUCGUGGCUCUUUCAGGGUUGACCAAGAUCUUAUGGAAGCUCUCUUCGGCUCUGUCGCGACCAACCGAAGAUCCCCCAAAGGAAAGAGUCAAUCAACAAGUCCAAGCCGCGAUGCCUCAGCUCCAUCAACAAAAAGUUUCCUUCUUGACCCUAGAAAAUCACAGAACAUUUCUAUAGUUUUGAAAUCUCUUGCAGUCUCACAAGGUGAAAUUCUUGAUGCACUCAUUGAUGGUAAAGGCCUCAAUGCAGAUACCCUUGAGAAGCUAUCUAGAGUUUCACCAACAGAAGAAGAGCAAUCUCUUAUCCUUGAAUACAAAGGAGACCCGGCAAGCCUUGCUGCAGCUGAAUCUUUCUUAUAUCACAUCCUCAAAGCUGUUCCUUCAGCCUUUAAGCGCUUAAAUGCCAUGCUAUUCAGGUUUAACUAUGACUCCGAGAUUCUAGAAAUCAAGGAAUCUCUGCAGACCCUUGAACUGGGGUGUAAGGAGCUUAAAAGCCAGGGACUCUUUGUGAAGCUUCUUGAAGCAGUGCUUAAGGCAGGAAAUCGAAUGAAUGCAGGAACUACUAGAGGUAAUGCUCAAGCUUUCAACUUGGCUUCUCUAAGAAAGCUCUCUGAUGUGAAGAGCACCAAUGGAAAAACAACUUUACUUCACUUUGUGGUUGAAGAAGUAGUCCGCUCUGAAGGAAAACGUGUUGUUCUUAACCGCAAUAGUAGCCUGAGCCGUAGUAGCAGCAGAAGCAGCAACAGCAGUGGAAACCAUGAGAACAGUGCCACCUCAAAUGAACAAAGAGAAAGGGAAUAUACAACUCUAGGAUUACCCCUUGUUGGAGGGAUCAGUUCUGAGUUCUCCAAUGUUAAGAAAGCAGCACAUAUAGAUUAUAACAGUUUAGUUGGUUCAAUCUCAGUCCUCUUAACCCGGCUAGGUGAAAUUCAUGAGCUUGUUUCGCGGUGUGGAAAUGGUGGAGAAGGAUCUUUUGUAAAAGAAAUGGACCAGUUUCUCAGAAAUGCUGAGGAAGAAUUGAAAUUAGUGAGGGAAAAACAAACAAUGGUAUUGCAGCUUAUCAAUAGAACAACACAAUAUUAUCAAGGAGGAGCUUCAAAAGGCACUGCAGAACAAAAUCUUCAACUAUUUGUCAUAGUCAAGGAUUUUCUGGGAAUGGUUGAUCAAACUUGCAUUGAGAUUGCGCGUAACAUGCAGAAGAGGAAGACUCCCAAUGCAACUUCUGGCUAA